This is a messenger RNA of Hemiscyllium ocellatum (epaulette shark), 461 nucleotides long. RefSeq names its product molybdopterin synthase sulfur carrier subunit (gene mocs2). The record is from RefSeq and is a predicted model, not a curated record. Lineage: Eukaryota; Metazoa; Chordata; Chondrichthyes; Orectolobiformes; Hemiscylliidae. The transcript has 4 exons. Gene Ontology annotation, biological process: Mo-molybdopterin cofactor biosynthetic process. Gene Ontology annotation, cellular component: cytosol. The coding region runs from base 195 to 461 and encodes 88 amino acids.
GUCCCGGCUCCGGGCCCAGUCCGUCUCCCUCUGUCCUCACUGUCAUCCAGACAAAAUGAGUAAACAUUAAUCCCAGGAGAUUGAUAGAAUUGUAGAUUGGCAGUAUAUUAUGUAAUGGCCUGGUAGGUAUUCAAUGGUGGAAGCCUCGCUAAAAUCUCCUGAACUGAAAGUUUGACAACUUGAAGUAUGGCUUGAUGAGGCCAGUUUAUUUGGUCUCUGUGCUGUAUUUUGCCAGGAGUGCUGAAUUGUCAGGGGUUCGUUCGGAGACUAUUUCUGUACCACAGCAACUAACUUCAUUACAGCUGUGGCAGGAAAUUGUUAAGAGACAUCCAAGGCUUGGUACCAUAAGGGAUCACAUCAUUCUUGCUGUUCGUCAGGAAUACAUCAUCUUGGGAGAUCAGCUUUUGUUCCUCCAGCCAGGCGACGAGAUCGCAGUCAUCCCCCCGAUUAGUGGGGGCUAG